GCUAGCCUAGUACUCCUUUCGCUUCGCCUUUCGCAUGGCCUUGUCGCUAACGAGGUUCACCUUCGCUCCCCGAGCUCGUACGCUCCGUCUCCGUCCCCUUCGUCGCGUAGCCUCCUCCUCCUACUCCUCGUCCAUGGCGAGUCCCUCCACAUCGAUGGUGGGCGUGGUCCAAAUGACCUCCACCAACGAUCUCCACGCCAACUACGCCACAUGCGCUCGUCUCGUCAAGGAGGCAGCUGCAGCUGGAGUAAAGUUGCUUUGCUUUCCUGAGAACUUCUCCUUUGUAGGUGCCAUGUCUGGCGAGUCUCUAAAGAUAGCUGAACAUCUAGAUGGGCCUAUAAUGCGGAGAUAUUGUGCACUUGCAAGAGAAUCAAAUAUAUGGCUGUCACUUGGAGGUUUUCAAGAGAAAGGACCGGAUGAUAGUCAUGUGUGUAAUACUCAUGUAUUGGUUGAUGAUUCUGGCAAAAUCAGAAAUGCAUAUCGGAAAAUACAUUUGUUUGAUGUGGAUGUUCCUGGAAAUAUGGUAUACAAGGAAAGCAGUUAUACGCAAGCAGGUGAUGCCAUAGUUGCAGCAGACAGCCCUGUGGGACGAUUGGGUUUGACUGUUUGUUACGAUUUAAGAUUCCCUGAGCUAUAUCAGCUGUUACGGUUUCAACACCAAGCACAGGUUUUAUUGGUACCAUCAGCAUUCACAACGGUAACCGGGGAGGCCCACUGGGAAAUUCUUCUUUGUGCUCGUGCAAUUGAGACACAGUGCUACGUUGUAGCUGCGGCUCAAGCUGGCAAGCACAAUGAGAAGAGAGAGACUUACGGUGAUUCUCUAAUUAUUGAUCCGUGGGGAACAAUUGUAGCCAGACUCCCAGAUCGCUUGUCCACGGGAUUUGCUGUUGCUGAUAUCGAUCUUUCGAAGAUCGAUGCUGUGAGAACUAGGAUGCCAAUCUCUAUGCAUCGGAGAUUUGACAUUUGCUUGAAACCAUCGUCUGGGUAAACUCUGCUUCGAAAUUCGACUUUGCAUUUUGGCAAAGCCGCACUUGUAUAUUCUGCAUAUUUUUUUAUCAAUGUUAAUUGUGAAGUGGUAAAUUGAGAUGCCUUUUCCUCACGUAGAUAAUAAGCUAAUUAAAAUAAAUAUUUCUGCUUGAUUUUU
Ananas comosus (pineapple) is the source of this 1144-nucleotide messenger RNA. RefSeq names its product nitrilase-like protein 2. The record is from RefSeq and is a predicted model, not a curated record. Gene Ontology annotation, molecular function: hydrolase activity, acting on carbon-nitrogen (but not peptide) bonds, in linear amides. Bases 35 to 988 code for a protein of 317 amino acids. NCBI's taxonomy places the organism in Eukaryota, Viridiplantae, Streptophyta, Magnoliopsida, Poales, Bromeliaceae. The transcript is spliced from 9 exons.